UUUCCCCGGCCCCGCAGCCCUUCACAGCCCGCCGACUGCCGGGCCAGCGCGAGCCGCGAUGCCCGCCGCCUCCCUGCUCCUGCUCCUGCUCGGGCUCGGGCUGGUGCCCGCGGCUCUUCCGCUGCUGGAUACAAGUACGUUUUUAAUAUAUAAUGAGGAUCACAAGCGUUGUGUAUUAGCUCAAAGUUCUAGCUCAGUGAUAACCGCCCCUUGCAAUCAGGAGAAUGAGUCCCAAAAAUUCAGGUGGGUUUCUGAUUACCAUCUUAUGAGCAUGACAUUGAAAUUAUGCUUGGGCGUACCUUCAAAGAAAGACUGGGUUCGAAUCACUCUGUAUCCUUGUGACAAGACAAGUAAACUUCAGAAAUGGGAAUGCAGAAAUGAGACCCUUUUCGCAAUCCAAGGAGAAGAUUUAUUUUUCAACUAUGGCAACAAACAGGAAAAGAAUAUUAUGCUUUACAAGGGAUCAGGUCUGUGGAGUAGGUGGAAGAUUUAUGGAACCACAGAUGAUUUGUGUUCUCGGGGCUAUGAAGAUCUCUUUUCACUACUGGGCAAUGCCAAUGGAGCACCCUGUGUAUUCCCUUUCAAGUUCAAUAGCCAAUGGUACGCUGAGUGUACAGAUGUGGGAAGAUCAGAUGGCUGGCUCUGGUGUGGAACAACAUCAGACUUUGAUGUAGACAAGAUGUAUGGAUUUUGUCCACUGAAAUUUAGUGGCAGUGAUACAUUGUGGAAUAUAGAUCCUUUGACAGGAGCCCAUUACCAGAUAAACUCCCAGUCAGCACUAACAUGGCACCAGGCAAGAAAAAGCUGUCAUCAACAGAAUGCAGAGUUAUUAAGUAUCACAGAGUUGCAUGAACAAACGUACCUGGCAGGAUUAACUGGAAGAUUGAGUGCUGCACUCUGGUUUGGUCUUAAUAGUUUGAAUUUCAACAGUGGAUGGCAAUGGAGUGGGGGCAGUCCUUUCAGAUACUUAAACUGGGUCCCAGGAAGCCCUUCUCCAGAGCCGGGAAAAAUCUGUGCAGCAUUAAAUCCAGCAAAAGGUGCAAAAUGGGAAAACCAAGAGUGUAAUCAGAAACUUGGCUACAUUUGUAAAAGAGGAAAUGCCACUUUAGAGUCUUUCAUUAUUCCUUCAGAGACUGAUAUGCCUAUUACGUGUCCUACUCAAUGGAUGUCAUAUGCGGGUCACUGUUACCUAAUUCACAAAGACUUCAAAAUAUGGAAAGAUGCCCUAACUUUUUGCAGGAAGGAGGAUGGAGAUUUGGCGAGUAUCCAUAAUGUUGAAGAGUACAGCUUUAUUGUUUCUCAACUUGGGUACCAGCCAAAGGAUGAGCUGUGGAUUGGACUGAAUGACAAUAAGGUUCAAAUGUAUUUUGAAUGGAGUGAUGGCAGUCCUGUGACGUACACUAAAUGGUUGCGUGGAGAACCAACCCAUGCAAACAAUAGGCAAGAAGAUUGUGUUGUCAUGAAAGGGAAGGAUGGGUAUUGGGCAGAUCACGCAUGUGAAAAAAAACUUGGAUACAUUUGUAAAAGGAAACCUUUGGGAGAAGCUCCGAAGGAAGAGGAGAUUGUUGAAGAAGGCUGCCAGAGAGGCUGGAAAAGACAUGGUUUUUAUUGUUACCUGAUUGGAAGUACAUUUGCAUCGUUUCCUGAAGCUAAUCAGACCUGUGGAAGAAACCAGGCUAAUCUAGCUAGUGUUGAAGACAGAUAUGAACAAGCCUAUCUGACUAGUUUGAUUGGGUUGAGGCCUGAAAAAUAUUUUUGGAUUGGCCUUUCAGAUAUACAAGAAAAAGGGACUUUCAAGUGGACAAGUGGUGAAUCUGUCUUAUUCACCCACUGGAAUUCAGAAAUGCCUGGAAGAAAGCCUGGUUGUGUUGCUAUGCGAACUGGAAUUGCAGGUGGAUUAUGGGAUGUUAUAAAAUGUGAAGAAAAGGCAAAAUUUCUCUGCAAGCAGUGGGCUGAGGGAGUGACGCCUCCACCUGUACCUACUACAACUCCUGUCCCCACAUGCCCUGGUGGUUGGGAUUCAAACAAUCGCAUCAGCUUCUGUUUCAAACCUUAUUCAAGAGAACAAAAGAAAACCUGGUUUGAAUCUCGAGAUUUUUGUAGAGCUAUAGGAGGAGAUCUGGCCACGGUUAACGGUAAAGAAGAACAGUAUGCAAUAUGGCGCUCUAUAGCAAACAGUGGACUCUAUCAUCAAAAUUUCUGGAUUGGUUUAUUUUACUUGAAUCCUGAUGAUGGAUUUUCCUGGAGUGAUGGUUUUCCAGUGAGGUAUGAAAACUGGGCCUUUGGAGAGCCAAAUAAUUAUCAAGGAGUUGAACUUUGUGUGGAGCUUACUGGAGAUUCUAGCAUGCUAUGGAAUGACAGGCAUUGUGAUUAUUUACAUGCCUGGAUUUGUCAAAUAAAAAAAGGAGCAACAGUAAAACCUGAACCAACAGAAUCUCCUGCUCCCAAAUAUAAGGUUACUAGUGAUGGAUGGAUUAUAAAUAAAGACAAGCAGUACUAUUUCAGCACGGACAGUGUUCCUAUGGAAAAAGGUCGGGAAUUCUGCAAGAAGAAUUUUGGUGAUCUUGCUGUCAUUGAUGAUGAAACUGAAAGGAAGUUUCUGUGGCGAUAUAUCUUGAAAAAUGGCAAAGAGGAUGCAUAUUUCAUUGGAUUACAACUGAGUGUUGAUCAACGAGCUAGCUGGAUGGAUGGAACCCCAGUGACUUUUUUAGCUUGGGCACCACAUGAGCCCAACUUUGCAAACAAUGAUGAAAACUGCGUAGUUAUGUAUAAAAACUUAGGAUUUUGGAAUGAUAUAAACUGUGGAUAUCCAAAUCCUUAUGUAUGUGAAAGACACAACAGUUCCAUUAAUGUGACUGUUCCUCCAACAACACUUUAUCCUAUGGCAGGAUGUCAAGAAAAUUGGCUUUUGUAUAAGAAUAAGUGUUACAGAAUGUUUGGCUCUAAAGAAGAUGAGCGUAAAAGCUGGCAUGCUGCGAGGAAAGCUUGCAUGGAUUUAGGAGGAAAUCUGGCUACCAUACCUCAUGGAGAAGUGCAAGCUUUCCUCAUCUUUCAUUUAAAGGAUUCUGUAACUGACACAUGGAUUGGUUUAAAUGAUAUAAACCAUGAACUCAGGUUCCUUUGGACUGAUGGAACUGGAGUAUACUAUACAAACUGGGCGAAUGGCUUUCCAUCUGGACAGCUGGAUUUAUACUCAUAUGAUAGCCAGGCUGACUGCGUUGUCAUGAGAAAUAAACCUAUAAAGGAGGCUGGGAAAUGGGUGGAUGAAAGCUGUGACAACAACAGAGGCUAUAUAUGCCAAAUUAAUACAGACCCUAAGUUGUUCCCUUCACCAACAUCACUGCCACCAAAAUUUGUCCUUUUUGGUAACAGCAGUUAUUCCUUGAUCCAUUCGCCAAUGAAAUGGGAGGAUGCCCGAAAAUUCUGUAGAAGUGAUCUCUCAGACCUUGCCAGCAUCUUGGAUCCAUACAGUCAUUCAUAUCUGUGGCUACAGAUAUUAAAGUAUGGGCAGCGUAUAUGGAUUGGUCUUAAUAGCAAUAUGACGGAGGGCCAUUAUGAAUGGAUUGAUAACUGGAAAAUGAAGUAUACUAAGUGGGCAGAAGGGGAGCCAAAGCAAAAAAUAGCUUGUGUCUAUUUGGAUCUUGAUGGAGCCUGGAAGACAGGAUUUUGUAAUGAAAGCUACUUCUUUGUAUGUAAAAGGUCUAAUGUGAAGGCCCCCACUGAUCCUCCACAACUUCCAGGAACGUGUCCUGAAACAGAAGAACGUCGAUCUUGGAUCCCAUUCCGUGGCCAUUGUUACUACUUUGAGUCAUCACUUACUCGAAACUGGGCCCAGGCAUCCUUAGAAUGCCUCCGUUUAGGUGCUGCUUUAGUUUCAGUAGAAGAUUCAGCUGAAGUCGACUUUCUGGCACACAACAUAGAGCCUCUUGAAAGAAAAUCAUCAACUUUUUGGACAGGAAUGUACAGGAACGUGGAUGGUCAGUGGUUGUGGUUAGACAACACUGCAGUGGAUUUUGUCAACUGGAAUGUAGGAGAACCUUCAAGCCAACAAAAUGAGCACUGUGUUGAAAUGUAUGCAAACUCUGGGCUCUGGAAUAAUAUUUAUUGCUCUUCCUAUAAAGGAUACAUUUGUAAAAGAUCCAAAAUUGUUGAAAUGAAAGCAACAGAGAAGCCACCAGACCAAAAGGCAGUAAAAAAAGAGAACGACAUGAGGAAUGAGGUUCAUGCACCUUCUCACAACUCUGCUGGGAUUGUAGCUAUUGUGGUGAUUCUUAUCCUAUUAGGAGCUGGCCUUGCAGGCUAUUUCUUCUACAGGAAGAGAAACAACCACCUAUCAACAAAUGACAGCUUUGAGAACAACUUGUAUUUUAAUAGUGAAACGGUUCCUGGGACUAGUGACACAAAGGACCUUGUGACCAAUAUUGAACAGAAUGAACAUGUUGCUCUCUAGUGUAAUAAAAUAAAGAUGUGCCUUGUUUUAAUAAAACUGUGCAACUGGAAUUAAGCCAAAGCUAUUUUCUGCUGAGCAAAUAUUAUAGUAGUCAGGUUUUUUGGCUCUGUAUUCUUUUUACAUAGCAUCUGCAGUUUCUUUGUUUCAUAAUCAUGUUAUAUUUGUGUAAGAUUCCAGAUGUAGCCAAACAAAAGCAGGUCUUGUGAAAAGAUAAAGUGCUGCUGAGUUAUUAAAUGAAACAAACAGAUGCACUUAACAGAAUUUAAAAUGUAUAUGUGGCCAAUGAGAGUAAGUCUUCAAGAUUUUACCAGACCUGUAUCAUCCAUCAGACAUAUAUAACCAUCAGCCAUAAAGUCUGUCCUGCCCAUGUCAUUCAAAAUUGCUCUGUAAAGAACCUGCCUGAUUCUAAUAUCUUGCAAAUAUUCCUGGAAACCUCACUACAGGCUUUGACAUUUGUUAAUUGAUGGGGUCGUAUUUAAAUACAAUCUGUUUGAAAAACAAAACCAAAGAAACAGCCUCAGGGUCUUGUUACAUGGUAAUUUUGGGAGGCUCCUGGAGCUCUUAACCCUUCGAUUGUCCACCUAUUAACACCUAAAACUAGUUUUAAGCAUUCACUAGGCAGCUCAAAGUUAUGUCACUCCAGGGCAACAUUAUCUCUGAUCUGUAUUACCCAGCUCAUGUUACACUAAGGUGUAGCCAUUCUUAGUGUGACCAUACCACCUACCCCACCCCCCUGCUGGCCCUCACUUUACCCGUGGUUGUCUUCACUGUCUGUCCUGGGGGAGCAGACAGGGAAGGGUUAAUCUUCCUGCCGAGCCACAGCUGCUGCUCUCUGGGCCAGAAGAGCAGCAGGGUGGCAGCCAGCUAGGCAGGCAGGUUAACCUGUUGCCCUGGGACAGAGAGUGUGGACAGCUACAAGUAAGCAGGUGGUGGGGUCAUGGGAACCCCAAGGGUUUACCUUACCUUUCAGUCCUCCAGAGCCCUGCUGGCCUGAAGUGUGACUCAAGCUAGCACCAGCACAAUCAGCAUUAGUGCAGUUCAGUGUAAGGUGUAACAAGGCCCUCACUGCUAUAUUGUUUCAGUUCCUAUAAUAGGUUUCAGAGUUCUCAGCUGUAGUGCAUGUGCUCACCAGAGUGUGGAAAGGGUGUGCGUGGCAUGCCCUAUUAGCUUUGCUAAUGACCACUAAGUGGGUUUGUGUGGGUGAGGCAAUGAUAGUGAGGCCAUGGCAACAUGUUUCUGUGUACCAGAGUAGCUGUUGCUGGGUAAAGAACAGUGGCCAUAUAUAUCCUAUGGCUGUAAUGGGGGUGUGCAGUUAUCUCACUGUGCUUCUUGCAAGAUACUGUGAUGUAGAGAUACUCUCUCUCAUUCACACACUCUAUUUCCCUCUAUGUGUGCAUGUGUGUGUCUCUCUGUCUCUGUCUGUUUUCUCUAACACAAUUUAGUCUCAUAAAAGAAAGAAUACUUUAAUUUUGUUAAUACACCAGACAUACUUUUUACUCAAAUAAUUUAGCUUCCAUCUUUGUAUAUUUAAACAGUGAACAGUUUGGAAAUCUUAGCAUCUCAUAUGAGUUUUUAUAAUCUGAUUUUUUUGUAAAUCUUGUAAAAUGUAAAUCAUGUGGGAAUUAACAUAUUUUCCUUGGCCAGAUAUGAAAGUGUAAAAGGAAAAUGAAAAAAAAAUUAUACAUGCAUUCAAUUUUUGUUCUGUGAAAUAAACAAUAAUAGAUUGUAAUUUUAUCAGUUUUGCAUGUUUAUAGAAUUGUAUGUAAAACUCAAUGGCCAGGUACAGGUAUUAUGCUUCUACUGGGAGAAUCAUCACUCUCUUCCAGUAGAAAUCUUGAACAUUCAAAAUGUUCACUUUCUGUAAGAGCAAAAUGCUGGUUCUUGGAGAAAAAGAACUCAUCUUCAACCCAGGGGAGAGCGAAUGCCUGUACACUUACACUGUCACUUUCAACCUAGAAGGAAAAAUGACAUUAUAUGAUAUUGAUAUGGAGCCAUGCCAACUAUGUGUUCUAUUCAUAUUUUAUCUUUGUUGUGAAUCUUAUGGUGUACUGGAUGAAUCUCAGGAACCAUUCAGUGUUAUGGCCAGUUGAUGUGUUUGUAGCAGUACUCUUUGGUCAUAUGGUGUUUCAACUUCUUUUACUUUUAAGUAGUGUGUCUUUCUUAUAGAACAGAGAGAUUCUGGAAUUUGCAAAAAUAAAUUUGCAGAUGUAAACAGGAAUUGUUAUAACAUAAGAACUGCCAUUUGCUGGGUCAGGGUUUAGUUCCAUCUUGCACAAUAUCCUGUGUCACACAGUGGCAGACUGUGUAUGCUAAGAGGGAGAGUGAACAGGGUAUGACCAAAGAUUUUCCCUUUCUGCUCUACUUGUAGCCCCCAGCAUUUAAGGUCCAGAAAGUUCCAAUCUGGAGGCUGUAUCCCUAUCUCCCAUAUUUAAUAGCUACUGAUGUCCCUUUCCUACAAGAAUUUGUCCCUUUUUGAAUCUGGCUAAACUGCAAGCUUCCACAACAUCUUGUGGCAAUGCAUUCCACACUUUAAUUGCAUGCUGUGUGAAAAAGAACUUUCUUUUGCUCAUUUUAAGGUUCCUGCCUACUAGUUUAAUUUGAUAACCCCCUAGUUUUUAGAUUGUGAGAGAACCGGGGUGGUUGUGGGGGAAGAUUGGGGAGGCUGUAGCCAUCCCAAAAUUUGCCUUAGCUCCCCCGCAUAGCCACCCCUCCCAGCACCACUACUGCCACCACCCAUCCACCCGCCCAGCACAGGUUUCCUAACCCACUGGCCCUGUGCAGAUAAGCCUGCAAAUGGUCCCAGCAGGGGUGAUGCCAGCCUCUUCCCAGUGGGGGUGGCUAGACUGGGACUGGGCUCGGAGCAGGUGGGAGUGGGGCAGGCUCUGUUGUGCAGCAUGGGCGGGUGGCGGUGGUGCUGGGAGGGGUGGCUAUGGAGGGGCUAUAGCCCCCCCAAGCCACACCCAAGACCAGCCCUGGUCCCGCCCACCCACUGGGAAGAAGCUUGUGCUGCCCCUAUAUGAGAGAGUAAAUAAUAAAUCCCCAUUUAUUUUCUUUUCACCAUUUAGUAUUUUGUAAACUCUUACUAUGUCCCUCCUCAAACAUUGCUUUUCUAAACUGAAUAGACCUAGCCUCUUUAUUCUCUCGUUAUAUGGAAGCUCCUCCAUAUCACUAAUCACCCUUGCUGACUUUCUUCAUAGAUUUCAUAGACAUUAGGGCUGGAAGGGACCUUGUAAGAUCAUCAGGUCCAGCCCCCUGCCCAGGGGCUCUUGUGUUCUUCUAUAUCCUUUUUGAGGUGCGGGGACCAAAAUUGGGCACAGUGUUCAAGGUAUGGAUGCGCCAUGGGUUUAUAAAGGGGCAUAAUGAUAUUUUCUGUUUUGUUUCCAAUUCCCUUCUUAAUUUCUAAAAUGUUGUUUGCUUUUUUGAUGGCAACUGAGUGCUGAGUUGAUGUUUCUAGUGACCUAUCCACAAUGACUUCCAGAUCUCUUUUUCCUUUGUGGCAACAGUUAAUGUAGAGCCUAUAAAAUGUAGGCCCAAAUGUAUCAAUUCACACUUAUCACCUGAUUUUCAUAUGGCAUUUGUUGUCCAUUCAUUAAGUGAAAUAUUCUUCUGCAGUUCCUUAGUCUGCCUUGGUCUUUAUCACCUUGAAUAAUUUUGUGUCAUCCACAAAUUAGGCCACCUCACUACUUAGCUGCUUUUCCAGAUUAUUUAUGAGUAGGUUAAACAGAACCAGACCUGACACAGAUUCUUAGAGGACCCUACUGUUUACUUCUUUCCUUUCUGAAAACUGGCCGUUUAUAUUAAUUCUUUGUUUUUCAUCCUUAAUUUCUAAUCCAUGAGUGAAACUUCCCUGUAAUCCCUUGACUACUUAACUUCAAUAAAAACUUUUG
This is a messenger RNA of Alligator sinensis (Chinese alligator), 8337 nucleotides long. Its product is annotated as macrophage mannose receptor 1-like. The record is from RefSeq and is a predicted model, not a curated record. Gene Ontology annotation, molecular function: signaling receptor activity. Gene Ontology annotation, cellular component: plasma membrane. NCBI's taxonomy places the organism in Eukaryota, Metazoa, Chordata, Crocodylia, Alligatoridae. Gene Ontology annotation, biological process: receptor-mediated endocytosis. The transcript is spliced from 30 exons. Bases 59 to 4450 code for a protein of 1463 amino acids.